Molecule: messenger RNA, 2127 nt
Organism: Danio rerio (zebrafish)
Lineage: Eukaryota; Metazoa; Chordata; Actinopteri; Cypriniformes; Danionidae
Gene: copz2
Product: COPI coat complex subunit zeta 2
Biological process (GO): retrograde vesicle-mediated transport, Golgi to endoplasmic reticulum
Cellular component (GO): COPI-coated vesicle membrane; cytoplasm; COPI vesicle coat
Source: RefSeq, marked validated
CGCCCCCUGUGAGUCAGAGGCUUUAGGAGCGCUAGUGUAAUGACAGCUCAAAGCUGUCCACGUCAACACUGCUACAACCAUGGACUCCGCGGCUCUGGAACCCUCGCUGUACACAGUUAAGGCAGUCUUCAUCUUAGACAACGAUGGAAACAGACUUCUCUCAAAGUACUAUGAUGCAGAACUCUACCCCUCCAUGAAAGAGCAGAAGAAUUUUGAGAAGAACGUCUUCAACAAAACACACAAAGCUGACAAUGAGAUCGCCUUCUUAGAGGGAAUGACGAUAGUCUACAAGAGCAGCAUAGACCUGUUCUUCUAUGUAGUCGGUAGCGCUCAGGAGAACGAGCUCAUGUUGAUGGCAGUGUUGAACUGCUUGUUUGACUCUCUCAGUCAAAUGUUGAGGAAGAAUGUGGAGAAAAGGACUCUGCUGGAUAAUAUGGAUGGAGUUUUCCUUGUGGUGGAUGAAAUCAUUGAUGGAGGAGUGAUUUUGGAGAGCGAUCCACAACAGGUCAUGGAAAAGGUCAACUACAGGGCAGAUGACAACCCUCUAUCAGAACAGAGUGUGGCGCAGCACAUCACUGAGAAACUGGCUCUCACCACUAAUGUGUUACAGUCGGCAAAGGAGCAGAUCAAGUGGUCAAUUCUAAAAUAAGUUAGAAACACAAACUUCCCCUGACUUGAAAGAAUCUGUAAAUAAUUGAAAGGGAUUUUCAUUGUUAUUUUGAAUGAGAUGUAAUUUAAUUAUUGAAGUAGCACGUAAGGGGCACUUGUGUCUCAGGUUUCAUAUAAGAUAUUUAUAUUUUGUGUCAGAGUAAAUUAGGUCAUUUCUGCUUUAGGUUUUUUUUUUUUUUAUUAAAUGCAAAGGUAUAUUCACUAACAGCUACACAUAUGCUUGAAUUUGUCCAAAGAAGUUGCAAUUUCGUUGUUUCUAAACAUUUGCAAAUAUUGAUAGGCCUACAGCUGUGGUGUUUGGAGGUUAUAAGUUUAUUAAGCAUUGGGUUGUGAUUUUUUUAUGAUCACAAAUAUGAUUGUAUAAACCUCUUGUUUACUCCUUUGUCAUUUUGUUAUAAGUCAACAUUGCUCUUACCUUUUGUCAAAAAUGUUAUACACAAAUCAGAGUUCUGCCUACAACCUUAAUAUUAGCAAUUUUUCUUAAAAUGAGAAACAGGCAAUAUUAAAAAUUUACUAGAAUCAUUAUUAUUAUUAUUAUUAAUAUUAUCAUCAUCAUCAUCAUCAUCAUCAUCAUCAUCAUGGCGAUGCAGUGGCCCAGUAGGUAGUGCUGUCGUCUCACAGUAAGAAGGUCGCUGGGUCGAACCUUCUGUGUGGAGUUUGCAUGUUCUCCCUGCGUUCGCCUGGGUUUCCUUCGGGUGCUCCAGGUUCCCCACAGUCCAAAGACAUGCGGUACAGGUGAAUUGGGUAGGCUAAAUUGUGUGUGUGUGUGUGUGUGUGUGUGUGUGUGUGUGUGUGUGUGUGUGUGUGUGUGUGUGUGUGUGUGUGUGUGUGUGGAUGUUUCCCAGAGAUGGGUUGCGACUGGAAGGGCAUCCGCUGCGUAAAAACGUGCUGGAUAAGUUGGCGGUUCAUUCCGCUGUCGCGACCCCGGAUUAUUAAAGGGACUUAAGACAAGAAAAUGAAUGAAUUAUUAUUAGCUAUAUACUCCAUUGUAAUAUUUAAGGCAACACUGUAAAAAAUAUAUGAUCAAUUAGUCCUGACAGCAAAUGUUUUUAGUUUGUUCUAACUUAUUAAACUAAGUUAAUCAUGUUCUAACUAAAUUUUAUACGUUACGCAAGCUGUUUUAGGUCAGUUUAACAUAAUACAAGUUCAAACUCACACGGUUAAUUUGAUUCAACUUAAAAAUUAAGGCAACCAGGGCGUUUUUCAGUGAAAACACUAGCCUACGUGUAAUACACUUAUGAAAAAAUUAAAGUAUAUGGCAUUUUAAUUGAAAUAAAAGUCUUUGGCGAUACAAACUGACAAAACAUUUGCAUAAAAACAAGAAUAUUUGCUAGAAUUUUCUCUAGUGAAAUAAACUAUUUAUAUGCCCUGGAUUUGUUUAUUUUCUUUAAACCAUGGUUUCAGGAAACCUAUUGUGAACGAAAGUGUUAUUACAAACUAAUAAAUGUGUUUUAUAGC